Molecule: messenger RNA, 1992 nt
Organism: Botrytis byssoidea
Lineage: Eukaryota; Fungi; Ascomycota; Leotiomycetes; Helotiales; Sclerotiniaceae
Exons: 2
Coding region: 1-1992 (663 amino acids)
Biological process (GO): RNA export from nucleus; protein import into nucleus
Cellular component (GO): nuclear pore; nuclear pore central transport channel
Molecular function (GO): phospholipid binding; structural constituent of nuclear pore
Source: RefSeq, a predicted model, not a curated record
AUGUCUGGAUUUACAUUCGGCAACACUGGAAGUACCGGCGGGGGAUUGUUUGGUGGGGGAAGUUCUAGCAACCCUCCUAAUAGCUCUGGAGCUGGACUAUCUGGGGCCGCACCAUCAUCUCUAUUCGGCGCACCAAAACCAGCUGGAGCACAAGCACCGGUCUUUGGAGGAGCAGGAGCAUCAACCGCAGGAGCUGCAAAGCCAGCCGCUGGAGGUAUCUUUGGCCAAAGCACGGGAAAUGCCCCCAAUGCCACGUCUUCUUUCAGUUUCGGAAAGCCUGCUGCUAGCACCACACCUACAACUUCAACAGGAGGUGGACUUUUUGGUGGAGGAGGCGCAACUGCAGGUGGAAGUGGAGCCUUUAAUUUCGGAGGGCCCAAGCCAGAUGGUGCUUCAACGCCAACAACUGAGAAUAAACCGGCAACUCCUACGGGGGGUAUGUUCUCAGGAAUGAACAAGCCAGCAGCAGGAGGUGGUAUGUUUGGAGGAGUAGCUUCGAGUACCCCAAGUUUAGGAUCAACAACGCCAGCACCAAGCAAGCCUUUCAGUUUCGCAUCCACAACCCCUGCAGGACCACCACCUACAAAUAAUGCACCAGCUGCGAGUACAGGUAACUUGUUUGGUGGAGGUGCUCAAUCGCAAUCAGCUGGAGGUCUUUUCGGAACACCAAAACCAGCAGCUGCAUCACAACCUACACAGACACCCGCUGCACCAGCCCCUACUGGCGGUCUUUUUUCCAGCGACACUCCUGCAGCUGUAGCUCCUACUAGCAACUUGUUUGGUGGUGGUGCUGCUGCAAAACCUUCUGCUCCUAGUGGUAACAUGUUUGGUGGAAAUAAGCCUGCUGCUUCGGCAGCUCCCCCUGCCAGCUCGACACCUGCGGCGACUACAGAAGCUGCUAAGCCAGCCCCAUCUUUCAGCUUCCCUUCUGCUACUCCAGCAGCUAGCACCCCUGGAACACAGGCUUCUACUACUCCCGCUCCCGCAGCUUCUGCUACCAGCAGUCUGUUUGGAAAACCAAAUCCAGCUACAUCUACACCCGCACCAUCUGCAUCUGCCCCAGCGCAAGCACCAUCGCUUUUUGGAAACGCUGCUUCGACUAGUGCCGCAACCACUUCCACUCCUGUACCAGCUGCUACAACAUCAAGUUUGUUUGGCGCAGCUAAAUCAUCAACUCCCGGUACUUCUGGCCCAACCAACAGCAGCACUUCUGCCCCUGCUUCAGCGACCACAAAUGCUGGCUCUGCAAAUCUAGAUCAACGAGCCGGAGCAACUGCUGGCUCUGGGGCUGCAGGAAAUACAGCAUCUCUAGGAGCUUCUACGGCUGGCCCAAGACCAGAAUUAUCUCGUCUUAAGAACAAAACUAUGGAUGAAAUCAUCACCCGAUGGGCAUCUGAUUUGGCGAAAUACCAGAAGGAAUUCCAAGAACAAGCAACCAAGGUAGCUCAGUGGGAUCGCCUUUUGGUUGAGAAUGGAGAUAAGAUUCAAAAAUUAUACAAUACUACCUUUGAGGCCGAACGAUCAAGCGCAGAAGUCGAACGACAACUAGCAACGGUGGAAGGCCAGCAAGCCGAACUCGAACAGUGGCUCGAUCGCUAUGAACAGGAGGUUGACGACAUGUUCAAAAAUACAGCUGUCGAAACACUACAAGGGCCAGAUCAGGAGCGUGAGAGAACCUACAAGAUGGCGGAGAAAUUGGCGGAUAAACUUGAUGAAAUGGGCAAAGAUCUUUCUACUAUGAUUGAAGCUAUGAAUGAGGCAUCUGCUACUUUGAACAAGAGCACCAAGUCUGAUGAUCCACUUUCCCAUAUUGUUCGAGUCCUUAAUUCACAUCUUAUGCAAUUACAAUGGAUUGAUCAGAAUGCCAAAACACUACAAGAGAAAGUUGAGGCGGCGCACAAAUUGGGACAAAGUAUGAGUGCAAAUGGUCUUGGUGGAGCGGAAGGUGAUGCUGCAGAUCACUUCUAUAGAUCUUUUAUGGGAAGAAGAUGA